AUGCCACCUACUAAAUCCGGUCGUGGGGCUGGAGGUGGACGGUUUUCGAGCACAUCUAGGGGAAGUGCUCCAAGAGGAAGUGCCCAGAGGGGAGGCCAAAGUGGUAGGGGCCAAGGUAGAGGUUUUCCCCAGGGAGGCCAAAUCUCCACUCCCCGGGUAACGUGUGGGUAUUGUGGGAAACCGAACCACACUAAAAAUGAGUGCUGGAGAAAGGCUCGAAAGUGCCUGAGGUACGGAGGUGUGGAUCACCAGAUAGUCAACUGUCCGCUGAUCAGUGACACCCAGUCGACUGCCAGGUCAAAUCCAAAACCGACCACCGCUGGAGGGGCCAGGUCGAGGGUACCGGCCAGAGUAUAUUCGCUGGAUCAACCAACCGUGCCUGAACCAACGAAGGUGAUAGAAGGCACAAUCCCUGUUUUUCACUGGUUAGCCAGAAUUUUGAUCGACCCUGGUGCUACUCACUCUUUUGUUAAUCCUGCAUUUAUGUUUGGAAUUGACUUGAAAGUUGAAAGGUUACCUUAUGAUUUAGAGGUAAGAACACCUACGGAUAAUCAAAUUUUACUUGCGAAUGAGAUGUAUAGGAAUUGUGACAUUUGGGUUGGUGAGCGGAAAUUGGUAGUUGACCUCAUUAGUCUAGCCAUUAAGGGUACGAUGUUAUUCUAG
Molecule: messenger RNA, 663 nt
Organism: Coffea arabica (coffee)
Lineage: Eukaryota; Viridiplantae; Streptophyta; Magnoliopsida; Gentianales; Rubiaceae
Molecular function (GO): zinc ion binding; nucleic acid binding
Source: RefSeq, a predicted model, not a curated record